AGAGAGCGAGAGAGAGAGAUCCAGUUGGCGUCAACAUUGAGACCUGACGUUAAACGCUGCCUUUGAGCAACAGAUUAAAGCUACAUUCAAUAAUUUGAUAUGAGGGUGUUUGAAACGACUUAGAUGUGUGUCAGUAGCUCGCUAGCUUAAGCAGCGCAAACGUAAUCUUCAGAUGGGAGUUAGUGUGUAAACGCUGGUGAACCAUCACGGUCAAAUAAAACGCGCCUGUCCUCUGCUGAGCUGAACCACCAGCUCCUGGCUCCGGUGACGGCAGGAGAGAGGAGUGCAGCCAAGAGUCAAGAUGAAAUUCACAGAGCAUCUCUCUGCUCACAUCACUCCGGAGUGGAGGAAGCAGUACAUACAGUAUGAGGCUUUCAAAGAGAUGCUGUAUGCUGCUCAAGACCAAGCACCAUCUAUCGAAGUCACAGAUGAAGAUACCGUUAAGAGAUACUACGCCAAGUUUGAGGAGAAGUUCUUUCAGACAUGUGAAAAAGAACUGGCCAAGAUCAACACCUUCUACUCUGAAAAGCUAGCUGAGGCUCAGCGGCGUUUUGCCACACUUCAGAAUGAGCUGCAGUCCUCACUGGAUGCCCAGAGAGAGAGCGCAGUUAACAGUAGUGGACUGAGGAGGAGGAAGACGGUGUUCGCCCUGUCCCAGCAGGAACGAUGUAAACACAGAAACAUCAAGGAUCUGCAGCUGGCUUUCUCCGAGUUCUACCUGAGCCUCAUACUACUGCAGAACUAUCAGAACCUGAACUUCACAGGUUUCAGGAAGAUCCUAAAGAAGCAUGAUAAGAUUUUGGAGACUUCGAGGGGGGCCGACUGGAGGGUGGCCCACGUUGAAGUGGCUCCCUUUUACACAUGCAAGAAAAUCACACAGCUCAUCUCUGAAACUGAGGCGCUGGUCACAACAGAGUUGGAAGGUGGUGACAGGCAGAAGGCCAUGAAGAGGCUGAGGGUACCUCCCCUGGGAGCUGCACAGCCUGCACCUGCUUGGACCACGUUUAGAGUCGGACUUUAUUGUGGAGUAUUCCUUGUCUUAAUGGUUACAGUGGUCAUUACAGGAGCUGUGAUGAUUCGUAGUCCUGACGUGUGGCCCAUGGUCAGGAUCUACAGAGGAGGUUUCCUCUUGAUAGAAUUUCUCUUCCUGUUAGGCAUCAACACGUAUGGCUGGAGGCAGGCAGGAGUCAACCAUGUCCUCAUAUUUGAACUCAACCCCAGGAACAACCUGUCCCACCAACAUCUGUUUGAGAUUGCAGGUCUGCUGGGUGUGCUGUGGUGCAUUAGCCUGCUGUCCUGUCUCUUCAGUGACAGCAUCCUGGUACCAAUGCAGGCAAACCCUCUGGCUCUCUACGGCUUCUUCCUCCUCUUUCUCAUCAACCCUCUCAAGACGUGCUACUACAAGUCAAGAUUCUGGCUGCUCAAACUCCUGUUUCGAGUGGUGACAGCUCCAUUUCAUCGUGUUGGCUUCGCUGAUUUUUGGCUGGCUGAUCAGCUGAACUCUCUGGUAGUGGUUCUGAUGGAUCUGGAGUAUAUGAUCUGUUUUUACAGUUUUGAACUGGACUGGACAAAACACGAUGGACUAAUCAGCAGAGAUAAAAGAGUGUGCAACUCCUACUCCUAUGGUGUCCGUGCGGUUAUCCAAUGCCUUCCUGCUUGGUUCCGAUUUGUCCAGUGUCUGCGACGUUACCGUGACACCAAACGGGCCUUCCCUCACUUGGUUAAUGCAGGGAAAUACUCAACGUCUUUCUUUGUCGUCAUCUUUGCUGCCCUGUACAGUACACACAAAGCUGAAAAACACGAUGACAACCAGAUCUUCUUCUACUUGUACAUCAGCUGUUUAGUUGUCAGCUCAUGUUACACACUAGUCUGGGAUCUGAAAAUGGACUGGGGCCUAUUUGACCGCAAUGCAGGAGAGAAUACCUUUCUGAGAGAGGAAAUUGUCUAUCCUCAUAAGGCCUAUUACUACAGUGCUAUAGUGGAGGAUGUACUGCUGCGUUUCUCAUGGACUUUGACUGUCACCCUCAGCGCAGUGUCUGGGUUUACUGGCAUGUCUGAUAUUCUGGCUACUUUGCUCGCCCCAAUGGAAGUCUUUAGGCGUUUUGUGUGGAACUUUUUCCGGCUGGAGAACGAACAUCUCAACAACUGUGGUGAGUUCAGGGCUGUCAGAGACAUCAGCGUAGCCCCGCUCAAUGCUGAUGACCAGACCCUGUUGGAGCAAAUGAUGGACCAGGAAGAUGGAGUUAGAAACCGGCAGGGCAAGAAGAGCUGGAAGAGGAGCUAUAGCAUGAGUCUACGUAGGCCAAGGCUUGCCUCACAGUCCAAGACCCGUGACACCAAGGUUUUGAUAGAAGACACUGACGAUGACUCCUGACAUCAGGCCACACCCCUCGCCUGGGUCCAGAAUUUGUUCAAAGGAGGGAACUCCACCUCCUAACCUAGGAAUUACCCAGCGAAUUGGGCUUUGAACUCUUAACCAAGGACGAGUUUUAAACUCUCAUGCCGACAUAAUCUGUUUUCAGGAGCCUCUGCUCGGGUUCAGAUUAUUUCAAUUUAAGCAACUUGUACAAACAUCCUAGCCGAAAUGCCAUCAACCUCCUACUGCAACCUUCAAUAAGACCCAAGGGUGGGCUUAUCGCUUACACUCUACCUUACCCAGCAGUGGGGGACAAACCUAUCUCCAUGACACCCAAAACUACACAGAGGUGGACUCCAGAACUACACUCACUCCUUCACCAUUGCUUUGGUUCUUCUCAAAACCUCAGCCUAGUAUGAAGAAUGCAGCUAAAUGGAACGCAAGCCGAUCGCUCUGACUGAAGUGUCCCCACUCCCUGUCCAUGCCACAUAACUCAACAUAGGAAGAGACUCCUUCAAGCUGACUGCUGUUAAAAUGUUGAAAAGUUUUACUUCCUGCCCUAUAGCUGUUAGUCUCCUACUACACUCCGAGUGUCCAGAUAACAAGGCCUUGAAUAAAUGAUGUAACACAUCAAGUUCAUCUGUAAUUUGGACCCAGGAGUGAAUCUGAACCCCUUUCUUCUAGGAGAAUAAACAGAGUUCUAAAGUAAACAGACCCUUUGGAGUUUACGCUGGCCAGCAGAAUAUGCAGACGCAAAUUUUGACUGUCAAUGCAUUUCAGCUUGUCGCAUCAUCACAGAGCUGCCUAUCUACACCUUACAUGCUUUAGAAACACACAGAAACAUGCACUUUGUAGGAAGAGUCUAUUGUAAUGCCUGUUGUGUUCACUCACACAUACUCAUAAGCAGUGAUUUUAAUAGUUUUAUUGAACCUAGGUUGAAAGGAAACACACGCACACAAAAACAAACACAAGCUAUAGAUUAGUUGUAACCAUGGUUGUUGUAAAUAUGAAAUGGACCAAAGCAGGAGGUGGUGUGAAAAUAUUCUGGAAAAUGUAAACCACUGUAUUGAACAGCAGCUGGAAUGACUGUUCCGCCAAAGAGCUGAGAAGGAAUUUGGUUUGUAUCCUGCAGAAACUCCCAGUGAACCUGUGUAAUGAAAAACCAUCCGUUGGAAAAGUAAAACCAUUUUUAUUGAAUAUAUGCCAACUUAUUUAUGUAUGGAUGUGUGGGAGCGAUGUCCAAAUACCACUAGUUAUCCCAUUCAAGCCAAUCACUUUUCAAAAAUGAAAUGGAGUGAAGGUGAAUCCAGAGGAAAUUUUUAUUCUGUGCCUUUAAAUCUUGAAAGAAAGAUUUAAGACUGUCUGACUGUAAACUGCUGGUUUAUGAAACUUAUUGUCAUCCUUCAAACUUGUUCACUGAAAUGUGAUGCUGGUGAUGAAGAGGGAGGAGGUUGCCUGUCAGUCGCAUGCUAGACUUUGUCAGUGUGCAUGCGUGUGUGUGGUUUUCUUGGCAAUUUUUUUUUUCCCUACACACUGACACAUUUUUUUCUUUAGUUUAAUAAUGCAUAUGCUGGCCCAUAGGCCUUAUCCCUCAAAAGUGUCCUCUCAUUGAUGGGAUUGAUUGUGUCAAAUUAAUAUCAGUCAGGAAAAAUGGAAGAGUUGCGGCUUUGAUAUGUACGAAAGGAAACAUUUGUAAAAACACUGGUCCAAAUCAGUUCUGUGGAAAUUUA
Molecule: messenger RNA, 4086 nt
Organism: Platichthys flesus (European flounder)
Lineage: Eukaryota; Metazoa; Chordata; Actinopteri; Pleuronectiformes; Pleuronectidae
Product: xenotropic and polytropic retrovirus receptor 1 homolog
Exons: 16
Coding region: 302-2374 (690 amino acids)
Biological process (GO): phosphate ion transport; cellular response to phosphate starvation
Cellular component (GO): Golgi apparatus; plasma membrane; cytoplasm
Molecular function (GO): inositol hexakisphosphate binding
Source: RefSeq, a predicted model, not a curated record